Poecilia latipinna (sailfin molly) is the source of this 5525-nucleotide messenger RNA. RefSeq names its product GLIS family zinc finger 2b (gene glis2b). Gene Ontology annotation, molecular function: DNA-binding transcription factor activity, RNA polymerase II-specific; RNA polymerase II cis-regulatory region sequence-specific DNA binding. The record is from RefSeq and is a predicted model, not a curated record. Gene Ontology annotation, biological process: regulation of transcription by RNA polymerase II. Gene Ontology annotation, cellular component: nucleus. NCBI's taxonomy places the organism in Eukaryota, Metazoa, Chordata, Actinopteri, Cyprinodontiformes, Poeciliidae. Bases 880 to 2340 code for a protein of 486 amino acids. The transcript has 7 exons.
GGGCGGAGCAGUAAGCAUGCGCUGAGGUGGCAGGCUCUGGGCUGGUCCUGACGGGCUGGCUGGCUGCUGGGCUCCGGGCGGAUGUCUGUGUGCGUCAGACGGCGGUGGGGGAGAACUACCAUCAACACGCAGCGUCUCCGAAGGAAAACACGCAGAGGAGACGCGGAGCGCUAAAAAAGAAAACCAACCGGAGCUAACGCUGGCAUCUGGAAAAGCACCGACGAGAGAAGGGAGACGAUCCUCCCACAUCCAGCCCCACACCCCGUCGCCAACCCGCCCCGUCUUUUUCCUCUCGACCACUUCGUGCCAUCCCUCUGGUCCGACCACCCCAUAGGAAACCCCCCAUUAGACAGUAGACCAGCGUUGCCAUUAAGCGAUGCGCUUUGAAUUUGGGAAGAAAUCCUCUCUGCGCUUUUUGAUGCACAGCACAACCAGUGCUCUUCAUUUCCAGGCUAUGGAUUCGGGUGUUUACACUUUUCGGAUGGGUUUCCAGCUGUAAUAUAACAUGCAAAACAUCACCCUGUCAUUCCAUAGCUUGGCUGGAAUUUAAACAACCGGCUGUCACAUACGCCGGGGUGAACUCCUAUGUGAUUUUUUUUUUCUCUCUCUCAAGCUUGAAAACAACUCCGACAAUGGUCAUAGAACAGACCGCCACAUUAAACACUUAGUAAUAAUCUCUAAAAACCUGUCAGCUGGAUAUUUCGAUCCCACCGAGAAGAAAGAAAGAAAAAAAAAGCGACAGAACUGACGAGGAGUUUGAUCCUGUAAGGACUUCGGGAAGUUCUUGCUCCGGAGGAAAGACGUGGAUUGGACCGGAGACAUCUCGGCCAUAUCCACGGCAUUUUCGCUGUAAAGUUGGGAGGUCAGCGGGUUGCAGCCAUGCUGUCGCUGGACGAGCCCCUGGACCUGAAACUACCUCGGAGGGCAAACGGGAAGGACAGGGGAACCCGCUCUCCUCUUCUCUCACCGCUGCAUCCCAAGCGGGUUCGCCAGCUGCAUAUGACGGAUGAUGGGACAGCAAUUAUAGAGCCCGCUUCACCUGCAUCUCCACACUCAGGUGUGCAGGUGGUCCCUUACGACCGGACCGACACCCCGACGCCCCCCGCGGUGGACCUGAGCAUGUCUCCCUCCUCCCGACACACCCCCAGCUCUCCAGAAAUAAGCAACGGCAGUUACGUUCCCUCAGGCAAUUCUCACAUCUCGCAGGCGUUUCAAUUCUUUGUGCCAAUUGGUCCUGGAGCAGGACUUCACCUGCCAUCCUCUAUGUUCAUUGGCCAAACGAGUGACAAGCGGGCUUCUCCUGACCUUUCAGCGGAUGAACAACUUGCAUGUCGCUGGAAAAAGUGCCACCUGCUCUUUGACUCCCUACAAGACCUUGUGGACCAUGUCAACGACUUCCAUGUGAAACCUGAGAAGGAUUCUGGGUACUGCUGCCACUGGGAGGGCUGUGCUCGCAAAGGAAGAGGGUUUAAUGCCAGGUACAAAAUGCUCAUUCACAUACGCACUCACACCAAUGAGAAACCACACCGUUGUCCCACCUGUAACAAGAGCUUCUCACGCCUGGAGAACCUCAAGAUACACAACCGCUCACAUACAGGUGAAAAGCCCUACAUUUGUCCUUACGAGGGUUGCAACAAGCGCUACUCCAACUCCAGCGACCGCUUCAAGCAUACACGCACACAUUACGUAGACAAGCCCUACUACUGUAAGAUGGUGGGCUGCUUGAAGCGCUACACAGAUCCCAGCUCGCUGCGGAAGCACAUCAAAGCUCAUGGCCACUUUGUGGCUCAGGAGCAGGGCCCCCCAAGCGGCGUAGGCUCUCUGCUGAAGGGAAGUCAGAGCGGAGGACCUUCUGGCGCUGGCAGUAAGGAUUCAGAAUUGCCCUACGUCAGCGGAGCUCACAUCAUCAUCCCCGGAGCAGCUGCCGCUCUGCUGGGAGGCCACACCUUGCAGGGCGUAGGCGGUAGCCUUCCCUUGUCCCCUCUUAGCCCAAGACCCCUGGACCUCACCACGCUGGGGAGCCCCAAUUCGUCUCCAGCCAGCCUAGGAGGCACAUCCAUCUUGUCCUUUAACGGCUCCCCACUGGGCCUGGCUAAGGCCCCUUUACUUUCCUCUGCCUUCCCUUCCUCGGCCCUUGGCCUGCCAAUGGUUCCGGUGCUGGGCCCCACUUCAGAGCGCCGGCCCCACAGCCACCAGGCAAAGAGGGGCAGAGGAGAUGAAGCAGAGGAUGAGAUGGCUGGGAGGGUCCUAAACCUCUCCACAGGUGGGUCUCAUGAUCCCCUAUCCUGGGUGGUCAUUCCCCCCGGCGCUGUGGUGCUCAAGCCAGCUGUGGUUAACUGAUACAAACACACACACGCAGACACACACACUCUAUCUCACACACACAUUCCAGAAGAGCUCAGGGGGUUGAUGCCAUAGCGAGGGUGUGGGAUGUCAAAGGUGACAUGGAUUGGCUUGAACAAUCAAUUCCAGGCAAUGCAUUAAAAGGUAGGAGUUUGGAAAAACACACACAUCACCUCACAUGAUUUAAGAAUACAAUGCAAGCCUCUUGUAUUGUUGAAGAACUAAACUUGAGGCCCAAGAUCUGUGUUCAGGAAUAUGUACAUUCCUGGAUUUGUAUCACAAAGCCUUAAAACAAGGCUCCUCUUUGCUUUCUUAUAUUAUACUUUACUCAUUCUGGCUGGUUCUGUGGAAAGGGACAGUAAACAUGACAGUCUUAGUGCCAUGUGUUUUUAAAAAAUGUCCUUCUUCAUCAUUGAGUAUUUAUAUGACUGUACUUUGACAGAGUGCCUCCAGCUUAGUGCUGAGGUACGGUGGCUCGCAAACAAUAUUCACACCCUUUGAGGUUUCACACAUUUUGCAACAAUACAACUACUCCCAGGCAUUAAGCAGUUCAGAUUUACACAAAAGUAACCAUGUUGCAGAUGAAAAACUAAAAGUGUGUAUUUCUAUUCAGCCCCGUUUACUUUGAUUUUCCAGUGCAACCAAGUACAGCAGUAUAAACACAGCUGUUCUGUGGAGGCCUUCUAGGCCUGUUGGAGAACAUUAGCAGAGUUUUACGAAGUCCAACUAGCACAAGACUGAGAUAAGGAAGGCACAAUGUAUUACUAUGCAAUAAAUUGCGUUGGUUUCCAUGAAAAAAAUAAUAAAGUUUUGUUGUUUAAAAAGGCAAAAUGUUAAGAAGCUUAAGGGGUUUGAAUGCAUUUUGCAAGGCACUGCAGACACCACAAAAGGAAGCACUCAUAUACACACACACACACGCAUGUAAUAGAAAGAUGUUUCAAAUGUUGUGAACAUUUGAAACAUAAAUUUGACAAACUUGCCGAACCAAAGCAAGUGAACUUAUUUCGUCUUAUACUUCAUUUAAACAGAGCGCUUAACAGUGUCGACUUAUAGUAUUGAAACCUCAGAACUGCUGCUAAAUUUUCCUGCUCCUCCUGCUUCAUAAACUGGGCGAGAGCACUUUUGACAAUCCGUCCCCGGUCAUGUGGAGGGGUGAUGAACACAGACCAGACCGGGGGCCGAACGAACAGACAAACGGUGGGUUAGCCACCUUGCAAUGACCAACCAUUACUUCCUCUCUUUUUUCACAAGUGAAACUUAAGGCACUGGUGUGUCUGACUCCCCCUACUGGCGGGACGUGUCACAACAACCUCCCGACUCACAAAAACCAGCACUGUUCAGCUCCUGGAUUGUCCAGCUGCUUUACUGUAAUUCAAUCAACGGGGCCGGGUUGUGUAUAAAAGGCCCUCAGUGGUGACAAACACUACAGUCCUGUAUUCUUUAAGCUAAAAAGACCCCAAACCAGCUGUGAAAAACAGGUGGUGGGCCUAGCUACAUGAGAUUCGACCCCAAUAAGCUUCAGCUGUGAAGAAAAAAAAAAAAAAAUUAAAAUACCAACAAAGAGGGAAUGUUCACGUUGUUCCACAGCGGGAGAUGGGAUACACUCAGUGCUGCUUACAGCUGGACUGACUAGGACGCCACACUAUCCCAAACUGCCUCAUUUCAGUCUGUCCGAAGGGGCAAACAUCAUGUAAAAAAAAAAAAAAAAAAUUCUGGGAAACACGUCAUGGUUCGAUUAAGCAGUAAACAUGCACUUACUAAAAACUACCCUGUUUUCUAAGAUGUUGUAUUUAAAGAAAAUAGCUCUUAUUUCAGUCCCCUUACAAAAUCCAGCUUUUUGUUGGGCGUUUCGUCAGACUUGUGUUGCUCAUGCAGCUAUAGGGUUGAAAGAGGAUGGGGAGCAGGAGAGGAUCCUUAAAACUCAACAGACUGACAUCUCUCCUCGCACUUCGCCACUCCUCCGUCUCUUUCGUCGAUGUUUGAUGACGUUGGCUGUUUUUGAGUGUAAUUUUUCAUUUUCAAAACUUAGGAGCAAAAGUUUUCAAUUUGAGAGCAAGACAUUUUAUUCUGUUGCGCUCCCCUGCAUAACUCUGCUCUCACAAAAAAAAAAACUUGUUUGCUUAAUAAAUACUCUACUCUUGCAUCAAAUCUUCUUUUUGCAAUCAGAUUUGAUGCCUCUCGCACAAAUAUCUUACGCUCUAUUUACACCUAAAGGCCAGUGAUGUCAAAGUCUCACUUGUGAUUCUAUUGACUGUAAAUGCUACCAACACUUUGUUCCAAGUGAAAGCAAAGAAAAUCUAAAAGGUUUUUAAAGCAUGAGGUGUAGGCUUCAAACAGGAGCAGAAGAUAGUUGUGCAAAAGGGAGGAAGCAGAUUAUGCAAAAGCUUUUUUGUGCAGCAGAAUAUAUUUGUAAGCAGACGUGAUUAUUUUCAAGUGCAGGAACAGAAUAUUUAAUCAGGGCAGCACAUUAUCCGAAAUCAACAAAUUCUGCUCCUAAAAUGAAAAUAGUAUGCUAAUUUUUUUUUGGCAUACUAUUUGGUUAAUCAUGUUGUAAGCGGACAUGGUUAUUUUCAAGUGCAGGAGCAGGGCAUUAAAUCAGGGCAGCACAUUAUCCAAAAUCGAGAAAUUCUGCUCUUAAAUUGAAAAUAGUAUGCUCAUAUUUUUUUUUUUUGUGGCAAAAAUCCCCUUGUAACUGUUUUAUUUACUUGUUUCUAUUUUAUAUUUUUGCCAUUACUAUGAUUUUUAAUUUUUUUUAUUUGCAGAUGUUCAGACGAGACAUUUUCUUUGUGAUGUUGAAGUUGCCUCUUGUGUUCUGCCAUGGCUGCUCUACAAUCAGGUUUCUGCUGCCGGGGAUGAGUUUGCGAAGGGAUUGAAGUUGGGGGAAAAACUUUUUUUUAAACUUGUGGAAGUUUAGUUCUCAGUUUUGUCAUUGCAAGAGCCACAAGGACACUUUUUUUUUUUUUUUUUUUUUUUACAAACGGAGGGUCAACUCUUUCGACUGAUUGGCAGCUUGAGAGGAAAGAGAAAGGGUUAUUAGGAUGAGAGAAUGGACAGGGGAGCGAUUAGGCUGGAGGCUGCGUGCCAGUAGAGGGAAAAAAAAAAAAAAAAGCAGCAACUUGCAGCCGCCCUGGGCUGCCGCUCUCCAUCUGGCCACCCACCCACCAAACGGCCCUCUCAGCUCU